Messenger RNA from Rotaria sp. Silwood1, 813 nucleotides. The record is from the annotation of a GenBank genome assembly. Lineage: Eukaryota; Metazoa; Rotifera; Eurotatoria; Philodinida; Philodinidae.
AUGUUGAUCGAAGUAAGAAGUCAUAUAUUAUUUAUCACGGGUAUAUUACUAUUGGUUGGAAUUACAUAUACAAAUGCAUCAAAACAAGCACAAGAUAAAGCAGAUAAAUUAAUACAAUUUAUUUGUGAAAAAUUAUAUGAUGAUGAUUUAUAUUCAGAAGAAAACCAACGAUGGUUAAGUCUUUGUGAGAAAUGGAUUAAAUCAAUGAAUCAUCAACAACAGAAUGAUUUACAAAAUGAAAAUAUGAUAGAUGAAUCAUCCAUGAAAGAAAAAUAUCAGCCACGAAAAUUUAGCUUCAGAUCUGGAUUUCGUAGUAGUAGUAGUUCUCGUAUUUCAUCCAGUAGUAGCCGAAGUAGUAGUAGUAGAAGCAACAGUAUUCGCACAAGUGGAAGUCGAACAUCUUCCAUUGGUACACGAUUUCGUAGUAUACGUACUGGUGCAACCAUUUCUCGUCCAACUGGUUGGUUAUGGAGUCGAACACGACAUAUUUUUCUUCCAGUAUCUCGAUACUAUUAUUAUCGAUCUCGUCCUUCUAAUAAUCGAUACACGACACCAGCUACUGGAAAUGAAACUUAUUAUUAUUGUACAUCAAAUACGAGUGCUGCUAUAGAAAUUCAAUGUAGUUCUAUUAAUGGUGAUGGACAAUGUUGUGAAGAUGAAACAAUUUCACAAGUAUUUUGUUGUGGUGGUAAAAUUGACGAUGAUCUUGUAGACGAUUUUAAUCAAGCGACACAAAUUAUAGCACGAAUCUUUUAUACUCUAACAGCGAUAGCAUUAUUUAUGCAUAUAUUUAUGAGACGCUUUUAUCGAUAA